GUAUCGUGGAUCCGACACCGGGACAUACAUCUUCUCACUGCCGGGCGGUAUACGUAUACGAGUGACCAACGGUUCGAAGCCAUUCACGAACCGCAUUCGGAAAACUGGUCGUUACGGAUAAAAUAUCCGCAAAAAAAGGAUACUGGCAUCUACGAGUGCCAGAUAAGUACCACUCCGCCCAUAGGCCAUAAUAUCUACUUGACCGUGUUGGGUAAGUUCUAUGCGAAUCGAAUUUUCUUCCACUUCGUAAAAAAAAAUGUUGAUUCGGGUUUUUGUCAGAUUUUCCCUAAAAUAUGACUGUUAUGUAUGUAUCUUUUCCCGCGACUUUCAGACACUUUUAGCGGCUCCAUCUGGAUCAAUAAAUUACAGUUGUUUUACAGACGGAUUGAAGUGAUAACAGUUUGAUAUAAUUUCAAUAAGAAUUUAUUAUGUUCCUGUAGGCGGACGGUAAUUUUUAGCUUUGUGUAUGCACGGUGUGAGUAUCAAGGGUUAGAAAGAUUUUAACAUUUAACCUGCUCCCAACCAUUUGAAAAUCAAAUUGUAUGUUUUUACAGGAAACACCUGGUUUUAAAUACCCCCGCAAAUUAAAAUGUAAUUAUACUCUGCUAAUCAUAACUAUUUUAGAUCAAUUAUGAAAAACAAAAAUAUUGUAACGGCGACAAGUCAACUGGGAAAAAAUUCGACUCUAGUGACGGAGCUCUGCUACUCAUGAGUGUUUUUUUUUUUUUUUUUAAUUUACCUUGGGGUUUUUAAUCUGUCGUUUAUUUAAAUUUAAAAAAGAAAUACAAAAUACAAAACAACACAAUGUGUGAGUACCUACCUGCGUUAUUUUUACGAUGACCGUCUAAAAAAAAAAAAACUAAAUUAUCAUUCUCGAUUUAGAAUUUCGAACGGUGUCACUGUGCCAGAAAAUGAUCGAUUUUAUAAUAAUAUUAUAAUAUGUUAAUGCAUGUUGCGACUAUUUGUGUAUUCUCAAACAGUUUUCGACGGCGCGUGUACUUCGAAAGUUUUCCCGAGGUAUUAAUAUAAAAUUUGUAUUUAGAAUAUUAUAACAAGCAAAUCAAAAUACAUAUACAUAUUAAAUGUAUCGAAUUUAUAUUUAUAAAGCGGUUAUUUUUGCCGUCCCAUUUUCUAGGACAGUAACGCAAUAGUUUAAAAUAUUCGUGUAGAAUAUAGUUGAACACGGUCGGCAAGUAAUCCGAAGCGGGAUAGUUUUAUUGUUAGAACUUUCGGAUUUGUACUCCAAUGGCUAAUAUUUAUAUAUAGUAAGCAGGAUUCGGGACUUAUACAAUACGCUUAUUUUUUUCGCCGUAUCAUUAAAUUUAACAGUGCGCUAUGUAAGUUUAUAUCACGUUGUGAAAUUUAAAUGUGUUCUUUUGUUUAUUUCGAUAAUUAAAAAAAAAAUGCUUUUUACUUUAGUUUCUCCUGCUUGUUUUCAUAUUUUCUACUUUUUCAUUACGUAAGCCGCUGAAAUCUAAUUUUAAAUAAUCGUUGCCUUUGUACUCAAUACAUUGUAUCCUAACCACAUUUCUUUGUUUGUGAUAUCUUAUCUACCUACUUUUCAUGUGAACCGUCGCUGAGCGUGGUGAAGUUCAAAUUCACGUGUGUAGUUUUAAAACUUCCAAAAGUUCAAAUAUGAAAUUUGACCUACAUGCUUUUUACUAGGUUUUUGCUUUUUAAAUAUUUUCUCAAGUGCUUAUAUUUGGGCUAUAAUGUAAUUUUUUAAACGCUUAGAUGUUGAUUUUAAGUGCAAUUAGUACCGAACUUAGAUUAUGAGUAUUAUAACCUAACCUAACCUAACCUCACCUAACCUAACCGACAAGUGUUAAAAUAUUAUAAUUUAGCUUUCGAUAUAAAAAUUGAAUGUUCCCUUUCGUUUUGUUUUAGCACUUAUAUAUUAUCUGUUAUGACUCCCAAUUCACUGAGUGUAUCAGUUGUCCAAUUUUUGUUUAAACAUAUGUAAAAUUGUUUAACAGAAGUUACAUUUUUACUUAAAAAUAUACUAAUUGAACAUUGUUUUAUAAAUUCGUUAAAUUAGAAACUGCCGAUUCUGAACAAUUUAUACAAAUGAGAUCUGUCGCAAAAAAAGCCGCACAACACCUUGUUAUUUUUUGUCUCACAUGCUAUUAUAAGUACACUGGUUUUUUUUUUCGUUUGUGUACAUUUCAGUUACAUUAUUUGGUUGUGUUUCGAUUAAUUUUUAAAAAUUACAAAAAUUGUUCUGUUUAUUUUGUACGCAUAUUAUGCCCGUAUAUACAGGUAUACUGUUAACGUUUAUAACAAAGUAUUUGUAUAAUUUAUUCGCCGGCGAAUGAGAAUCACUCCUCUGAAGAACUUUUCUAACGCGACGAUUAAUUUAUGACGCAAAGACGCCUUAUUAUUAUUAAACUCACGCGGCCUACUGAAAACGGCUGUCUACUAUAUUAUACGACGUGUAAAAUAUGUCUGGCUUUUUACCAAAUUAACUCACUCUUUGAACCUUUUUAAUACCCGUUGUAAAGAUAGAUUCCCGUGUGGAAACGUAAUGUUUAGUCUUUGUGUACAACUAUACAAUAGUAUAUUAUACAGUUAGACGUUCAAAUGCAAGUGUAACGAAACUGAACCGGCGACAAAAUGCGUUUUUCGGGAACCCGUGGAAAUUUCACCGACAAUACGUCGUACUGUAUGUAUAAAUAGCCCGGAAAACAAACGACGCGUGAAAAAUAUUACGGGAAAAAAAAAAUUCAUUUUCCCGGGUUUCAUUCCGAAUCGCGCCACUCUACGUACAUUUUAAAGUUCCGCGGAUAGCGCUGCUGUCCGGCAGACACGCGAGGAGUACGCGAAAUGACAUAUUUUUCGAAAUAAUAAUAAUACGUUGACUGCGGUUAAAACUAUUGCCGCGUUAAUAAAUGGACCGCGCGAUUUCCUCGCCUACGGCCUCCGUACCCCCCCCCACCAUCCCCUUCACACCGUUCCCUUAUGUACGCGGGGGUGGUAUCCGCGAACGACAACGAGCGGAGAACGGUUUUCGAAUAAUUGUCCGCGGCAAUCGCGGACGCGAUACUUCUGUAUUUGUGGUACGCCGUGAAAUUGAUUACGACAGUCUACCAUAAUAUGCGAUCGCGCAAAUUGUAUUAUCUAUCCGGUUUAUAGUUCGCGAUUCCGUGGUGUAAAUUUUUAAUCGUUCAUUCCGCGACUGUCCCCGACUAGCGCUCUCGCGUUCAAACGAUCAAUAUCGGUUCCCCGUUUUCUCCCUUGAGCUCGGUCCGUUUAUUAUUGUAUCGUUUGUACGCCUAGUGCCUGUACGGUUAAAGAGAACGCGCAUAACGUUCCAGGAAAUAAACAGCCAGAAAAUGGAUUUAUAGAAAGUAAGAAACCAGAAGAUUAAAAGAAAAAAAAAAACGUACACUGUAAUCGCAGAAUAGUAUAUAUCUAGGGAGUAGUUUUCCACAAAAUGAUAUUGAAAUACAGUCGGGGUCAAUUCGUUCUCCGUGCGCUAGAGAAAAAAUAAUCUUAGAAUAUAACUAUUCGAAUAUUACAUAUUUCGAUUUUUUGAGUUUGGGGUCUUCGACGGCCUUUACUGAAAAUAACCCUCGGUUUUUAAUGCAAAAACCACAUCGGUAGAUCGGAGGGGAAAUAUUUUCACUGCUUAUAUGGAAUUCCGAAUUUUCAUUAAUGUGAUAUAGAAAUCACCCUCGAUAAAACUGCUUCCUGUGAUUAUAUUUUCUAGCCAUUUUAUCUUCUGUUCGUUUUACUUCUGGAUUUCUAACGCUCUGGCGAAUUAUUUCCCAGAAAUUUAUGGGAUCCCGUUAAAUAUCGCCGUUUCAGUGUAAGUACGAUCGCAAAAAACCGAAUUAGUUCUAAAAUAAAUUGAUUAAAUCGAUAAAUAAGAAAAAAAAAAGACGGUGACCGGGAAACGCCCGGUGUGUGGUAUAAUGAAAAUCGUUAAAAGCUGCAGAGCCGCGACCGAAUACGACAUUCCCAUUGGUUUUCGUCGGUAUCGAGAUCGAAAUUCGAUUAAUAUUUUAGUGGAUCGUUUGAUUACACCGGGCGUAAUUAUGUGGGUAGACCUAUACACCGCAUAUGUCCGGCAACGUGUUUUUACAGUAUAAAUUGUUUAUUCGUGUUUUAUAGAUAACUUUCUUGGGGCCGAAUUACCGAUGCCCGUCUGACCGUGACCGAAAUAGUCCGUUCGAUAUAAUUAAUUAGUAUUUGAUGUUCCGUUUUAAUUUUCAUCUCUCGACACAAAAACGCAACACGCGAAAAUUGAGCACAACAAACAAACCGGGGAAACCAAACAAAUUAUAACUCGCUGUAUUCGGGACAGUGCUUACAAUCACAAAAAUGUUGUCGGUAAAUAAGACGUAUAGUAUGACAUGAUAUGAAAACGCAAUCGAAAGUGGAAAACACGUGCGAUGCAAAUUAGAAGACCCCCGCGUCUGAUUAAACAAACUGCGCGAGAUGAGUCUCUGUAUUAUUAUUAUCGUAUGGGGAUAUCGAGCGUGACUGUAGGUCGUCAAAAAAAACUUUUUUUACCUUUUUUUUUUUCACUAGAUAAAUUUGCAUGUGACGAUAUAACCUGGUCUCGUGGGAUGGAAUAAAAAAAAAAAAAACAUACAAAAAAUGUUUUCUUUGGUUUAAUGUGACCAAUAAAUAUAUCACGCAGAUAUUUGAACGAGAUUUGUUGCUCUAAUUUUACACGGGCAACAAAUACCGAUAUAAUGCGUAAAUAAAUUAAUCACGGACGAUAUCAAGCAAAUAUAAUUCAAGUUAAGCACGUUGGGGUCUUUUUUAGAUUUAGAGAUGAGUGAAAGAUUUAAAAUGGUUUAAAAUUAUUUCACAAUGAUGCGUGUUUUAUAUUUCAUUAUUAUAUGUUUAUUCUGGAUCUAGUUAAUGAUUAAUAUAGUCGAAUUUUGAAUUUCCAUGUAGUUUUCUUAAUAAUUGAGUAAAAUGGGGGGGGCACGUAGAAAGAACAGCAAACAUUACGGAAAUUUACGGUCUCAUUGUUUUCAAUUUUGUUUUUUUUUUUUGUUCUUAUUCAGUUAAAAAUAUUCGUAGACUUGACAUUUAGAUUUUGGACAGAAAACUUAUAUUUGUAUUUUCUAAAAGUGGUAAAAACAUUUUUUUUUGAUUUUAAGCGUAUUAUACGCGUUUUAUGUUUACGAAUUGUUUACGUAGUUUUUAUUUGGUGGGGCCUGUAUGGAUGUAAUCGUUUAACUAAAAAUGAACUUAAAGAAUUUAACAGGAGAUACAUUAUACGUUGUACUUUGUGGUAAAAAAAAAAAAAAAGAGUAGAAUGUAGAAUUUUUUUUUUAUAACAAUUUUAUAUCAUAUUUUGACGAAAAUCGUAAAUAUUACGAUCUUUCCAAACACGUGUAAUCGAACUUCGCUCCGAAUCGUUUUUCGUUAGCAAUGGUUGGUUACAGUUAUAAAUUAAAUUAAUUAUUAAAUCCCACCUUCCCAACUGCCUAUCUACAACAGUGGCCUACCCAUCGCGCAAAGUUUGUCGGUCUUUUUUCUUUUUUCAAUACAUUUUUAUGAUGCAUAUUCGCGCGUGAAAAACUAAAAAUACAUACGGUCUUUAUAAUUUAAACGGUCGAAUACUCGUAUAUAAUACGCGUGGAUGCUUUUAUGCCAACAGGAAAAAAUAUUUCACCGUAAACGCCGUACAGUUAGCUUACGAGUUAAUCUAUAGUAACGCGUACGGUUUUUAUUUUUAUGACGGUCUCUCCUACGUGUUUUUUUUUUUUUUAUCAAAAAUGUUACCGUGCAUAACAUCGUCAUAAUACGCGAGUUUGAUGGUUCAUGAUUUAAUACAUUUUGUUUUUAUUAUUAUUAUUUCCGUUUGGUUCUAUAUUAUAGUCUUAUUAAUUUUUUUUUCAUUAUUAUUAUUAUUAUUAUUAUAAUUCGAUUUACAUUUAUUGUUUAUUUUAGCCGUCAGAUUUUUUUUUUUUUUUUAUUACGUUUAAAUUUCGUAUAAACCGAUUAUCCAACAACAAUGGUAUAGAGUAGAAGGCCACUCGGGCCAUUGCCCAUAUUGACAUUUCUGGUUCAAUUGAAACGUUUAAUGCGUAUUAAUGAUAUUACUGAACGUAACUAUAAUCCAUUAGUAUUACGGGAAGUGAAUGGAGACUGUAGAUUAGUAAAAGGAAAUUAUAUUUUGUUUAAAUUAUUCUUCUAAUAAUAAUCCGAACAAUUCAAUUUAAGCUUUUUGGCACCCUCCCGCCCUGUCGUUUCUAGAACAUUCUAAGUCCGUGAUUUUACCAUAUUGUUAUUAACAUUCAUCCCGGGAAAUAUUUAUGUCAGAUCGUUUUUUUUUUCCCGUACCAAUAGAUCGAGAGAAAAAAAAUAAAUAAUUUUAAACUUUCUCGCGGCAAUAAUUUAUACGAUUAUUUAUUUUGUGCGCGUAGUAUACGCGAACGCGGUCUCAAAGUUUAUAACUUUAUUGUAACCGUGAUUUAUAAAUCAUGUUUUACCGAACUUAUUGGCGCAAAAAGAAACUCGACUCAUCUCGAGCAUAAUAAUUGAUCGGGGAUUAAAUUUAAGGUUAUAUUAUCUCACGGUGAGUAAAGAUCUUUCGUAGCUUAUAUAAAUUUCGUAUUUGACCGAAAUACUGCCGUGUUUCUUGAUCACGUUAAAAGUAAAAACGCGCUUGACGGUAUCUAUACAAAUGCAUAAUAAUAUAUUCAAAUGCACAGUGGCGAACUUAACGUCAGACUUAGUAGGCCGAAAUUUCCGGUGACUCGUUUACACUAGCUGAUGUACACUUUUUACCUAUCAUCUGCGACCGCCGAUACGAAGGUAACGUAAAUUUCAAAUGACGGUGUAGUGCAUUCCUAUCUGCGACUGUGUGAAUUCUAUUUGAUAAUAAUACUUUGUAUAUUGUAAUCUAUACUUGAACUCCAAUUUCAUGAACAAUUGCGCUAAUACUAGUUGCGUGCAGUGUACACGAAUGGAAAACGCAAUUAGCUAUUAACAAUGAAGACAAAUUAGUAAAUAGACAAGUAUAUGCAAUAUUUACGAAUCACACGAAGUUUUACGGGUAUUCGACAUAACGCCACUCCAUUCCUCCGUCUAAAGUCCGCCUGAAUUCGCACUCCUGAUCGAUCUCGGUGUUCCUUUCCGUCCGACUCGGGUAAAUGGAAAUCCACAUGAGGAUUUCGAGGCUUUUCGCGGGUGUUUGUGAAAUAUUUUCGGGCGGAGAAUUCUCAACGUCACCACAAUAACAAUAUAAUAAUAUGCUGUAUGGCCGCGCGGAGUUGAUAGGAUACGACGUCGAAAAGCGCGUUUUAAUUUAUACGCGGCCGUUGCGUGACUAGAACAUAAAAAAAAAAAAAAAACGAAACGAAACAACAAUAAUAACGAUAAUUGAAAACACACAGCUCCGCGGAUAAACGAGCGUGGCGGAGCCAACACAAUAAAAGUGACUUUGUAUAAUAUAUUAUUGUUAUUAUUAUUAUUAUUAUUAUGUUUCGAGUGUUUUGGAAGUUCAACGCGUAUGCAAAAAGAGAGUUGGGGAAAGGGGGUUAAGAGAUUGUAAUCUUUAAUUUUAUCUCGAGACGGAGGCGAUUACCGCGGCGAGUGCGAAACAACCACAGAUAUAUGGUAAAAUACUUUAUAUUUGUGGAAACAACAAAAGGCGAUAAAAAAAUAAGUCGACUGGUUCGCGGGCGGCACCGCACCACCGACUUUAAUAACGCGCUGCGCCGAUGUUUCUAACCUAACCGCGGUUCGAAAUCCGCGGCGGUUUUAAACGUAUGUCCGGCUUGGAUAAAACGUCGUUAUUAUUUUUUUAUUAUCGCGAUCGUUUUGCCCGCGGACGAUUUAUAUUUUAAUUACGCGUUUAUGUAAGUACAAUACAGGUAUGUAAUAUUAAUCAUGUAUAGGUAUACCUACCGUUAUUAUAGUAGCUAUAAUAAAACCUAAAACCGGAGAGCACGGGAUCGUUAACAAUAAAUCGCGUAUCUGAUGUUGCGGCUCGUCUGUUUUAUUCGCGAUUUAGUAUCCGUAUAACGAAUACAAAUUAAAAAAAUUAAUCGGCUUACGCGUUGAAAAUUUAUAUCACUACGCACCUACAUUUCCGCCGGUAUAAAUUACAUUUUUCACACGGGCCACCGUUUAUCGUGUACCUGGGUAUAUUAUUAUUAGAUUUUGGAUUUCGGAGUACUGAAAAACUAUUGCGAAAAUUACUUAAAAUGAAACAAAAUCCGUAUUAAAAAUUUAAAAAUAAAAAUGUAGUUGGCCCAUAAAAAAAAAUCUACAUAAGUGUUGUUUCGUUCUUAUUAUUUAACGAAUGGCAAUGCCUUUAACGGAUUUCGAUUAGUUUAAUAUUAUAAAUUGUAAUUAAAUGCAUAUACAAAUAAAUUCUGAAAAAAUAAAUUAAAUAUUUGACGACGAAAACCAAUUGGCUGAGCUUCCAAAAGUUGAGGAGGUGUAUAAAGGAUACUAUAGAAUAAUUUAGUUUAUAUACUGAAAACAGUUAAAUCUGAUAAAUCGUUGCAAUCAAAAUAUGGUUCUCAAGGGGCUUGAUAAACAAGUAAGGAUAUAAUACUAUAAUAAUAAUACAGUCUGGUUUUUUCCUCUCGUACUUCGUAGCCAAGGUAACCCAGAAAUCAACAAAAAUAAAACUGAUAUGUAUAGUAAUUUUUUUUGUAAAUACCUUCCAUAUAUAUAUAUAUAAAGAAUAAAUAUUUAUAUUUGUUAGGAAGUGCACAACUUGAAACCGGAUGGGCCGAUUUGACUGAUUUUUUUUUUUUUUUUGGUGUGUUCAUAAUUGUCAGGAAAAUGUUAAUAUGAAAAAAAAUUUUAGGAAAACCCAACGGGAAAAGUUGUAAAUUUGUAUGGUAUUUUCGUAUGAAAAUCUUAAUACUUUUUUUUAUUCCAUCCGUAUCGCCAAGGUAACCCGUAAAUCCACAAAAAUAAUUCGAUAAUUGACGUUCAGUUCUACUGUUAAAUGUUUGCGAAAUGGUUCGAGUUGUCCAGAGAAGGUUCAAAGCUUUUAUAAUCCUCGAUCUAAACAGUAGAAGUAGUAGACCUACAGUACCUACUUUGGGCUGGAUACAAAAUAAUAAUUUAUAGGUGUUUAAUAACCAUAUAAAACACAUAAGUUUAAAAAGAAAAUGAAAGAAAAUGAAUUACAGUCGAGGAUUGAAACAGGAAAUCCAGGGGGAAACGAUCGGAUGAGCAAGUUUUUUAGCUAUUGAAAUCUUUGAUCCGUUCGGUAGAAAAAAAGUUAAGGGCCCCUAACUAAAAUCUUUCAUUGUAUAUUACGUUAGCGUAAUGGCAUUCACAUUAUAUGUUCCAUCCCAACGGUCUGAGGUUCGAGCUCGAACACAUUUAUAAUUUUAUUUUUCUUAGUUUUGGUUUUAUUAACAUUACGUUACCACGGUACCAGACUACGUUACCACAGUGUUUAUAAGCUAAAUUUUUCAUUGUUUAUUAGCCAUAUAACUAAUUCACAUAGGUUUGAAAAGAAAAUACAUUUUUAAAAAUUUAAGUUUAACAACCGUAAAUGCAGUGAUAAUGACGGGGAUUGAAACUGGGAAUCCAGGUGGAUAACGUUUUUAUUACUUACUCAUUUUUUUGGCACGGGUAACGUCGGGCAGGAUAGCUAGUUUGUAAUAUUUUAGAAAAAUAGUAAUAUUUAUUUACCAAAUAAUUAUAUAUAUUAUAACCAAACUCUGUUAUACGUUGAAGUUAUUAAACGUGAUCACUAAUCAACAAACGAAAAUGUGCCGUUUAAAAAUUUCAUUGUUAUGCCAAAAAUAUUGUUAUUUUUAUUUGUUUGAAAUUUUUUUUAGUUUUUUUGAAACGUUGUACGUCCUUGAUAAAUAGUUACAAAAUACGCAAAUUAAAAUUAUUAAAUUAUAAAAUACCUAAUGUAUAGACGCGUGAUUUCCGAGUAGUGUAUAAUAUUUUACACGUUGGAUUUGCACCGCCUAUAAAUUAUCCUAUUUUUUGCUUCGCACCGCUAUAAUGGCACUCUCGCGACCCAUUGGAGAAGAUAGUCCAUCGUGUACUCGGAUCUCCAUUGAUAAUUUUGUAAAAAGCUGCUAUUUUCUUUGUUAUAUUCUUUUUUUUUUUAUUGUUACUGUUCAGAACUUAUAUUCUACGUUGGUACCUUUGUAUUAUUUUCAAAUGCAUUCCAAUUACGUUAGUGAAUGAAAUUACUAAUGUAUUGUAGGUAACUACGCGGAAAUGAAAAACUGAAACUAUAAAUAAAAUCGGCGCUGAGUGGAUUAAAAUCUUUUUUUUCUCGUAUUAAUUAUUACGUAUGUAAAUGAAAGUAACCAUCUUUUCUGAUAGUCAUAUGCCAAAAAAAAAAAAAAUUAUUCAAUGUAAAUCUUCUUAAAUUCAGAACCUUUUUUAAAUCUUUAAAGCUUUAAUUCUAAGUAAAAAAAAUAUUUUAAACAACUAACAUCAAAUCAUAUAAAACCGUUUUCAGUGAAAAUUUCGUAGGAAAUCAAUAAAUAUUAUUCGUAGAUAUAUAAAAAUAAUAAUAAUAAUAGCAGUAAAAAUAUGUCUCUUAAAAAUAUUUUAAAGUGUACCUAUUUCACUAUCCGUCGUUUACUACUAAAAAUGACUAUACAGAUAAUUGGUUGACGGCGAGUUUUUUAUUUCUGACGCGAAAAAAAGUCGAAUGUUAAAAAUCUCGUGUCAGUUAAUUUUGUACGUUUAUUCAAUUUUUAAUAAGAGGAAAUAUGAUAUAAUAUCCAUCAUAAUUAAUUCUAGAACACGAUGAUUCAUCGCUUUCAGAUUUAAAAUGACAAUGCGCCCGUUCCAUAAGCCCACGUAUGUGGCUAAUUCUACGUGCAAAGUAUACCCGGAUGUUUUCUCUUUUUUUAAUCCGAACCGACACGUUUGGAGAUAUGAAUUAAUUACUUUCUUUUUUCAUAUACAUAUUUAUGUAUAUACCUAUAUUUAGAAAAAAAAAAAGACCCUUUUUAUUAAAUAGAUUAUACCAGGAAAAUAAUAUUUCAACCAAAAGCAAUUGGUUGAAAUAGGAACAGGAAAUACUUAACACUUAUAGUAUACUAUUGUACGUGGUAAAAUUAAGUUCGGUCGAUGAGGGCGAAUAUCACUUAUACCCGGGCUAUGAGAAAUAAAACCUCAAAAAAGUAUCAAUUGUUAAUGUGUAAAUUCACUACACAUCGGUAUGAAUUUAAUACUAACCAACAAUUACAAUUCUGAACCGUGAAAAACAAGAUUAUUGACGUUUUUAUAUCAAAAUAUGACUUAACCAACGUGGCUACUGUAUUCUAACAAUACCUUUAUUUUUACUCGACGUGGUUUCUCAAUCACUAAAGGGUUUAGGCUUUAGAUCUACACUUAGAGCAGUAUCAAGUUUAGAGCUUUGACGGCAUUAUUAUAUUACAGAGUUGAUAUACUUAGAGAUCUCGAUUUUAUGGCCGUUUUAUUUAUUUUUUCUUAUCACCCGGUGAAAAGUGACAAGUAUUCCGGUCGGUUAGAUAAUAUAUCAUCGGUUUAUAAUAAACCAAAAGCAACGAUAAGUCAUUGCAAACAAUAAAACAAUUUAUUUCAUAGCGUUUAUUUGGUUCUUGAAAAACCGCGAUUCACAACGUAUUUUAAACACAACCAUAUUUAGAGCAGACAAUUACAAGCUUUACAAAUGUAUUAAAUACUGUAUAGUGUAAUAUAGUUCUAUUUGGGUUCUGAAACUUAAGCUUUAUGUAUUUUUUCGCGCAACUGUAAGAAGCCCAAAAAAUCGAGAGAGAAAAAUAAAACUCAAGUUUCAGAACCGAAUAGAACUAUAAUACAUUAUACAGUAUUUAAUAAAUUUCCAGAGCUUGUAAUUGUCUGCUCUAAAUAUGGCCGUGUUUAAAAUACUCAUUCGGUCGAACCGUUAAAGUACGGUAAGUAUAGGGUUAACAAUAGGCGUAAUAGGUUCGUUUCACAAUAUUGCAUUUUGCGUUCUCAAUAAAGAUUUUUAUAUUAUGGUUCAGCGUAUUGAAAACCAGUCAUAAAAACAAUAUCUGUACAACACUGUAAUACAACGGAAUCGUAAUCGUGUAUUUAUUGUUGAACUCUGGACGGAAAUAUUGAAUUGUUGGUUACAAAAACGGUUAACGCGUCCUUUUACAUAAUAUUACUAUACGUACAAAUUGAUUUGGGAGUUAAAUAUUGUGCCGUUUAAAAUAAGUCGUUUUACUCCUGGAAUUUUACAAAUUAUGCUCAAUUAAAAUGAACGAGUCUUCAUAAAUGUUGACAAAUUGUUCAAUCAGUUUUGAUUUUUAUAUUGAGGGGGUUUUUUUUAAAGAGUGUUUUACUCAAAAAAUGUUUACAAGAAAACUCUCAUGCCUCGUAGAGUGUUUCGAUCACAAUCAUUUUUUUCCCCGUCGGAAAGAGGAAAAAUUCCUACAUCGCGGCAAAUUGGAUUUUGACUUGUUGUUAUGCAAUCAAAACUAUAAUAUAAUACCAUAAAGUAAAAAGUCUGCAAAAUUUAAAAUAAACGGCGUGAAAAAAUCGGAUCGUUUUUGCUUACCGCAAAAGGGUUUUCCGAAAAAAAACAUAUAAUUUUAGAACUGAUGAUUUUUUCUAUACAGAAUCUAAUAACAAAAACUCGGUAUACUACGGGUGUUUAUUCAAGGAUAGGCCACUGUUUAAGGGGAGAAUUUGAGAAAUCAUAGGAUAUAAUUACAAAGUAAAUACUUUUUUACAAAUGUUGAUAUGCAUAACAUUUAAUAACCCUGGUAUAACUCGCAAAUGAUUUGAUCGAUAUUAGAGUUAUGGAUAUCAGAAUUUGUAGAAAAAUAUUUUUUCUUGGUCUAGUUUGAAAAGCAUUGAUUGAAAAUUAAACAUUGACUAUUUAUGGUGUACAGAGAAAGGAAAACGUUUUGAAAAUAUUGUAUACCAGUUACAUAGUGGCUGUGAAAAAAUCAAUGUUUUACUCAAAUCCUUGUAGAUAAUCGCUGGAUCAUGAUAACAUAAAAUCGCCCUGUAUAUAUAUAUGUAGGUGUAGAUGUGUGUGUGUGUGUAUGUGUGUGUGUGUGUGUAUGUUUUUGAAUUGUAUUAUAAUAUUAUUAUUAAAAGUUCGUCGUUAUCAUUUAACAAAAGUUUCGUGACGUUGACAUCGUGGUGACUUCGGCCUUUUUAUUGUGUUUGCGCGGACAAUUGCAGCGAAAAAAUGUCCAAUACAUUGUGAAUCGCUUUGGGCAAAAAAAAAAUAUAUAUAUAUAUGUAUUAAAUUAAAUGAAAAUCGAGUUAUAUCUUGAAAACAAAAAUAUUUUAUAAGCGGAGAGAGAGAGAGAGAGAGAGCGUUGUCGUUCUUACGACUCAAACGUUAUAUACACUGCACUAUUGUACAAUACAAUAUAAUAGAACAACGUUUCUUUAAUUCAGAAUAAAUAAACAAAAAAUUACGUAGCACAACAAUUAAUAAACUACAAAACUACAUUUUCGAUUGUACCUUACUCUUAUUUUAUACACUGCAUAUUAUUGUAAAUUGGAUCGUGCCAUCAAAACAAAAAGUAUACAUCAACUUUCGUACAGUCUUAUUAAGUCGAGAUAAAAAAAAAAAAAAAAAAAUUGUUUACGUAUAGUUUUCCGAAAGCCGAGAAGCCCGAGAGUUCGAAAAAAUAAUUAUUUUUUACUUGUAUUUUCGCCUCAUUAUAUUUUUCCCCUUUUGUAUAGUAUAGAUAUAGAAAAUACGCUAUGUCUAUAACUACGACCGAACUAUAACACGUACACCGCCGUAAAAAUAAUACAAAAUAUCGUAUAUUAUAGGCACUCCGGCCCGAGUGUUAUUUUUUCAAUGUUCUCACGAUGAAAAUUACGAUAGGUUGGUAGUAAAAAAGAAAAAAAUGUUGAUAUAUAUAGGUACCUGGUAUAAUAUUAUAUAGGUAUACGGUAACGGGGUUUCUUAUAUACGAAACAGCGCAGGUAUAAUAGUUACCGUUCUGAACCGAGUGUGACAGUUUUUUAAUAGAAAAAUACUGCGACUCCGACACGGGCGUUACGAAUUUUAUUCUCCCGCGUGUUAUAUCACAUUGUCUCGCAGGAAUUAUUUCGCAUCUCUGUGUCUGCUGUGUUUAAAAAAAAUAAACUAAACCUAAUGCUACAAUUAAACUUCCGUUGUCCUAAUGUAAACGAGACUUCACAAUCCACAAAUGUAGCAGCCUUUACCGUUAACCGCAAAUAGUCCGGUUGCAUAUUUACAGACUCUAUCCGAGUUCGACCAAAGCCGUGGGUAGUUUCAUGACCGUAAAUACGCAAUCCAUCGUGGUUUUUCAUUGAUUAGAACCUAGGUUUUAGAUUUUACAUUAGGAAACUAACUUCUUUGAAGCAUUCUGCAAUCUGAAGGUUUGGACCAACGGUUGGUUAUUAAGUUUUCCGAAUAAGACGCGUUGAGGUUUUUAAGUACCUAUACAUAUUAUAUGCAAGUCGCAUAAAAUCGAUACGGCAAAAAUGCAUCUCGAAACAAUGUACGACGGCAAUACAUUUAUUUUGACCGCGAAAUUUAACGAAAAAUACCGUCGUCUCUAUGCUUGUAUAAAACUGACGUAGGUACACGUCGUAACAAUAUUAUGUAAACACCGUGUUUUUUUAUCACGUUUUAGCCGAUUAUCUACGAAGAUUUCAAUAAAAUUAAUUUAGCCAGUUCCUAUGUAGAACAAUAUUGAAUGAUCGUCAUUCACGAAAUACUCAAAAUGUUUAUCCUCAUUCCGUACAUCAAAAACAACAAAAACGCACGUCGACUUUUGAUGUUUAAAUAGCAAUCUUUUCUUUUCAAACUCAAAAAGAGAAUCUACCUAUUUUUCUGAAAAAAAAAAAAAACUGUGAUAUCCAUAACACUUCAUAUCAGAUAUACCUAGUGUAUCUAGUUAUAACAGUUCAAUAUUUAAACCGGAGGAAUAUUAGGAUCAUUAUCUAAAAUUGAAUAUGCGAUUUAUUACCGUUCCCUAAAGUCGUCCGGUAUUCAUCGUAAACUGGUGUAACUCUCGUAAACAGCGUAUUCGUCAUUUUAAUGGUAUGGCUGAUAUCGUUUUUAGAAAAAUAUUGUUGUUUUAGAAUCAGUUUUGAAAGAGGAGAGGCGGUUCCAUUUGAAUAUAUUCAAAAUGUAUUAUUAUAAUUAUUGAAGGUAUAAGGAAUAGGAGUAAAAUUGGUUAAAUAAGAUCACGUUUAUUGGCUGAAAAAAAUCAAACAAAUUUACCAAAAUCUUCAUAGAUAAUCAAUGAGUUAUAAGUAAAACGUUUAAAAAAAAAAAAAUAUAUAAUUUUUAAAAUAUAAUGAUAUAUCGACGGAAUUACGACCCGUUAAUAUGUUUCGAUUUUAGACAUUACCAUGACACGUGGUUUUCUCGCGCAAAAUUAAUUUACUGUUAUUGAAACAAUAAAUAUUAUUGUACCUGAUUAUGGUGUAAACGAGUAUGUCCUCUGUUUACUAAAUAUUAUCGCCUGUUCGCUUAAAACUAACCCUCGAAAAAACAAAAUUAAUUAUAUUCUGAAUUUAUAAUUGAGCAGCUGUUAUUGUGCCGAUCAACCGACAUCGUUGUACGCUCCGUAGAGUGUAUACGCGUGCGAUUCCGGUAAUAUAAUAAUAACAUUAUUAUUAUUCAAACCGAAGAGAUGAACAGUAAAAUAAUAGAAUAUUACAGUUGAAACUUGUUCAAUGUUCGACACGCGAUACAUAUACAGAGUGAUACAUUUAUCUCGAGCCAGCGAUUUUCUCAGGGGAUUUUAAAUGAAUUUGGUUUUUGGAUUUUUUCCCCCUGUAAUCACUAUAAUUGGUAUAUAAAAUACAUGACCGCCACUGCUCGUAGAGACGGCAUUACCAAAUUCUACGCCACCAAAGUUACAAAUAACAUUUAUAGUUUUGUACAAUUAUAAUUGCCCGUCUUAUAAAAAAAGACGCGUGAUACAAUAGUUGGUAUUAUAUCGAUAUUUUACAAUUUCAUAGUAACAACUCAUGCAAAUAACUGUUUUGUAUUACUAAAUUAAUUAUUACGAGCAAUAUUAUACUUAAAGUUUACUUUUCAUCGCAUUUAAUAAUGCAACACCACACAACCGUAGCAUAAAAUAAUCGAAUCCAACUACGGGGUUUGUUUAUCGGAAUACGCAAUGUCGUUGGGUUUUUAUUUAUUUAUUUAUUUUUUUACACCAUUAAAACAAUUGUUUUUCCUUUCAGAGCCCACCACUGAAAUACUAGGCGGUCCGGAGCUGUACAUUGAUCAGGGUAGCACGAUAAACCUCACCUGCUUGGUGCAGUUCGCCCCGGAACCUCCUCCGACCGUCGGAUGGACGCACGAGAAACAAGUGAGCGGAACAAUUUAUACGUUCUAUUUUCGACAACAUUGACUAAGAAGAAUGGUGGUCCUUUUUCGGAUUCGGUUUCUGGAAAUGAUACAUUUUGCUACAUGGUUUUUUUUUAUUUUUCUAUGUGCGUGUGCGUGCGGUUCACAGCCCAUAAAUUUCGAUUCUCCGCGAGGCGGAAUAAGCCUGGUAACGGAAAAAGGGUCGACCACCAGCAGCAGAUUAUUAAUUCAAAAGGCGUCGUCUUCGGAUACCGGCUACUACUCCUGCGAUCCGUCAAAUGCAAAUUCAGCCACUGUCAGGGUUCAUAUAUUAAACGGUUAGUGGCCCUUAAAUUAUUUUAAAAAAACGCACCUAUACAUGAUGGGUCCUGUUUUUAUACUAACUACUACGCGGCGUUAUCCUUUUUGACGGUUGUUUCGCCGUCGAAAGAAUUAGACAGUUCAAAUACGCUAAUACUGAAACGUGCGAGACCGCAAAAAACAAAACCUGAACGCACAGAAUACAUAAAUACGCACUGUAGUAUAUGAGAAUGGGAAUACAGAUUUUAGACGUUAGCGGUAGAGAAUAAAAAUAUAACUGCCAGCCGUGUGUGAGAGUAAAACACGGAUGGACCAGAAAUAAAUCGAAAAUCUCAAUAACGACCCAGUUGCAGGUUAGUAUGUCAGUUAUUCUCUCUCGAUGACAGUGACAACAGUUUUACUUAGUUUCCGAACCCAAAUGACACGCCAUCGAUACGCGAGAUAAUUAUUUGAUACGAUAUUGGUCGAGGUAAGAAGAAAUAAGAGACGUCGUGAAGGUGUGGUAAGAUGAAGCGAAAGAAAACGAGAGAUAAAACGAGAGUACGUGUAGGAGUAUAAAUGAAAAAUUGGAGACACGAAGACGUAGUGGUCGCGUGGGUAUAAGCCAUCUAAUUUUCAUGAGAUAAUGACAGACGAAAAAGAAUCGAAUGGAAGCCAAGUGAUUGGAUUUUAAGCGUGUUAAAUUUACUUACCCCGUAAUACGGUAUUAAUGAAAAUAAUAAUAUUAUAAUCUUCUGAAUAGUAAUAAAAGUAAAUGCCCGUUUGUCUAUGUGCGAUUCACAGCCGAAUCUAUCGGACGCAGAAGUCUGAAAAUCUGCAUACGAAAUCAGAUGAACGGGACCGUGUUUACCGUGAAUCAGUUUUUCAAAACGCAUGCCCCUAAAGACUGACAUAAAGUUGUUGGUACUUUCGGAACGAAAACGUAGUUAUUUUUAUUUAGCAAUGAUCGAUCGUCGCGUACAGACAUACGUUAAGUAUAGUAAAUUAUAAUAAUGUGAUAAUGGACUCGUCGUCGUCAGUCGUCGUGCCCCUCGAAAUACGCGUUUAUUAAUAUGCAUCCCAGUUCCGUAUAUACACACACUCGACUCGGCCGCGGCGGCGUUACAGGUUAUUGUAAUAAUAAUAGUAAUAAUAAUGAUAAUGAUAAUAUUGUUAUUAUUAUGUUGUAUUGUUAUCAAGUAUACGACGAGUGACGACGAUAUACGGUCCCGGAGUAAUCCACCGUCACCGGUGCGGUUCAAUCUCAUUGUUAAUGCGUUUACUAUAUUAUUAUUAUUAAUCACAAUCGGCGACGGCGGCGGCGGCGGUUGGCCGGGGACGCCGAAAUACCGUCGAAAACCCGCGCGAAGAAUGGUUCGGUUCGCGUGAUACAUUAUUAUUGUUAUUACAACGAAACCGCCAUGCAUAAUAUUAUAUUGAGCGGCCAUUGUUAUGGUACUUAAUAACACCGGUAGAAAAAAAAAAAAAAAAAUGCUGAUACUGCAGCCGAUGGGUGUGCCACUGUCUUUUGAAGGAACUUGGAGGAACGAUAUAAAGGAUAAUUUAAUUAAUAACGCAACGAUUAGCCGUCGCUAGCGAAACACUACUCUGAGUAACAGAGUAUUAUAUUAGUCGCAUUUCUCUACAUCUAUUAAUAAAACUACUGAGAAAAUCAUAAAAACGACCACCCGAUACACCUAAUAUACACAACUAGAUGAAAAUCGCGUUCAUAAAAGAUGCUACACGUUCAUUUUGACGGAAAAAUUCUGUUAUAAAACUGUUAUAAAAUAACAUACUCGAAAAUAAUGACCUUUUAAUUACCGUAAACGUUCCCGAUUUGUCUAAAAAGUUUUAUCCCAAUUUUACUAAGAAAAUUACAAGGAAAUUUAAAAAAUUACCUCCCCAAUACGUAAUAACUAGGUCAGAAAUGCUAAGAAAAAAUCUAUCUUAUGGUUUUUGAUUGGAGCAUGAUUUUUGGUAGAAAAGUUUUCACAGACACAAAACAAAUAAAACCAAUACAUUAAUCGUUGCGCUCAGAAUCUAAAAUUCGAUCUUUAUUCAGUGUACACUGUUUCAUUCAAAUAUAGUAAUGAACAACGAAAUAUUUCAUGUGCUUAAAUUUAAAUACCUAGGGUUCUUUGAAGAGGAAUUCGUAGGGGUACCGAAAUACACAUAUUGAGCUGAUUUUCAAAACUUAUUCAAAUGUUUUCAAGCUACUUUGACUAUUACUUUUUUUGUCUAUGACAAACAUUACGCAAGAUACAAUGAUGGCUGUGUAGCCAUCGUUUGAAUUUGUUAAAAAAAUAUCAUUUUUGACUCGAUUUGUCAAAAAAUAUAAAACUUACGUAUUGGUUGUGCGUGUAAUUUUAUUUUUACUUAUAAUCAUUGUUUCUUCAUAAAGCAGUAGACCAAUUUCAAAACCAAAAUUGAAGAAAUGUCGUGAGUUUAAUUUUCGAUUUUUUUUUUUUUUUUUAACGAGUAGUAAGAAUCAUAUUUUAAAUAUAUUUUGCACGAAUGUGGUGUUAAAAAUAUCUAUCGCCAUAUAAGGUAAUGAAAGUUUUUUGAGCACCACGAGUGUUAUAAUUUUGACAAUAGAAACGAAAAGUGUUUUUCGUUAUCCUUCCGCUAUGUUGCUAAAAAAGAAAAAAAAAACUCUAUUUCAGUGUAUACAUUCACCCGGAUGAAAUAUCACAGUGUCAUUUGAGUGAAACACACUGUAUAAUGAAAUCGUCGAAAAAUAUCGAUUGCAGUAUAUGUCACCACGAUGUGUUUCUAUUUUUAUUUUUAUUUUUUUUGUGUACAUGCUUCGAGAAUGGUUUUUUGUUUUCUCUUUUUUAGGACUUAAAUCACUGAUGUCGAAACGAGCCGUGCGUGUCACCGCCCCUCUAAACUCUUCUAUUUGUUUCCGUAUAACUAAAACUCAAUUUAUACCGAACAUUUUGGUGUAUAUAUUUAUAUCAUAAAAAUAUAUAAACUAAACACUGUAGUCACAAUAAAUUAUUACUCACUCGUAUAAAUAAUCUAUUGCAUGAUAAGUUUUAUGAAUAUUAUACAUAACUUGUCCUUUUUUGUUUUUGACACAUCCGUCUACGCCGGAAUUUCGGAUCCGUUUCGGUAGUCUACAGUAGCGGUUUUUUAAUUUUUUUUUUUCUGGGUGAUAGUCCUUUGAUAUCAACUUAAAAUAUAUUUAACAUACAAAAAAUAUUUACCGAAUAUUUAUUAAUUUAUUUUAGUUCAUUUGCACACCUAAUAUUUCUUUACUUAUCUACAUGAAUUUAGGUGUCUAUAUUUUAACCAACAACAAUGUUUAUGUUUAAUUUAAAAACUAUAACACAAAAUCUACUAUUUCUAGUCUAAACUUGGAGUCUUGGAAUCCAGAACCCCUAGACCCUCUCCUCUUCUAAAACCACCACCUGGGCGUCUGCAUUCAAUACAGGGUGAUUUUUUUUUAUCAUGAACUAUCAAUUUUCUCGAAGGUUUUUAAGCGAAUUUGAUUUCUGUUUUUUUUUUUCAUCAUUAUGGUAUCGGUUAAACUUUAUUUUAAAACCGUUUUAAAUUUUUACCCCUACCCCGUAUAUACGUACAUUCUUUUGUUUUUCAAAUUGAAACCCUCCCCUUUUGAACACAGAUUUGAAAAAAAUAAAUAUUUGUCUAGACAUUUAAAUAUGCAUAAUACAAAUAUCAGAUUAAAAGUUUAUGAGUUAUAGCAGUUUAAAGUUUAGACUGGAAGACGAAAGGAGGGUAAUAAAUUGCAUAGUAUAUGUUUUCGAAUGAUCAGUUGGGGACUGGGACCGAACAGAAAAAAAACGGUUCUGGAACCCUAGAAAAACGCUUAAAAUAUCGGAAACCGGAACCACGUAUUAAAAACAUUUUAAAUACACAAAUCGGAACCAGAACUAAACAAAACAAAACUACCAGUCGCUACCCCCGAAUUUCUUUUCUCGAUUCGUAUUUUAUCCAAUUAUAAUAUACAAUUAAUAACAAGUAUGCAACCCAUAAAUCAACAGAAAUAAUUUUAUUUUCGUACCAAAAAUACCAAACAUCCCGUAUCCAUUUAAAACAUAGCCUAUAUUAUACUAUUCCUACAUGUAGAACUACAUAUUUUAUGCAACUUUCUGUUCAAUCGGUUCAGUAUAGUUUUAGUGUGAAGGUGUAACAUCCGUCCGUCCAUCCAAACGAACUUUCGCAUUAUAUUAUACAGGGUAAUCAAUCUGGUAUAAGACACUCAUUAUCUCGGGAAGUAUUAACUUUUUUUGACAUUUGUUUUAUAGACAAUUUUAGAAAUAAGCAGCUUUGCAAUUUUACAUUUAUGUUUUUUGUCACCCUAAUUUUUUAGGGUGAAAGUACGAUCUACUUUUGAUUUUCAAAUGGCAAUCUAUAUUAAAAAUUCCAUAAAUAGAUAAAAUAGUAGUUAAAAUAAAUUUUUAAUUUCCGUUAGUCCGUUGACGAGAUAUUACACUUUUAAGUUUGGGUAAGGGGAGAAUAGUGGUACAUUCUUAAAACUCCGCUUGCUGUGCCGCCACACAAACGAUGCUCCACUACUCAUUCUCCGGCUCAAACUUAAAAGUGGAAUAUCUCGUCGACGGAUAGACCGAAAUUACAAAUUUAAACACUAAAAUUUAUACUUCAAUUUAUACAUAAUUUACUACUUCACCUAUUUAUGGAAUUUUUAAUAUAGGUUGCCAUUUGAAAAUCAAAAGUAGGUAGUCGUUUCACCCCCGACAAUUAGAGUGACAAAAAUAAUGUAAAUGUUACAUUUUAGAACAGCUUGUUUUUCAAAUGUUCUUUAAAACAAAUUUUGAAAAAAAGUUAACACUUUCCGAGAUAAUAAUGAGUGUCUUACGAUAGAUUGAUCACCCCGUAUAGCAAGAUUAUAAUAUUAUCAGUUUCGUGGUAUUAACAGACAUGGUUUUCGUUUUUUUAUCGUUUUCAGGUGAACAUCCAGCCGCCAUGCACCACGGCCAGGGCAGCAUCCCGCUAUGUCCGCCGAUCGUCAGCGCCAUGAUCGUACCAUUUUUGCUCAUCUUCACUGCCAGAGACCUGUAG
Cinara cedri is the source of this 21574-nucleotide messenger RNA. NCBI's taxonomy places the organism in Eukaryota, Metazoa, Arthropoda, Insecta, Hemiptera, Aphididae. The record is from the annotation of a GenBank genome assembly.